GUGCGGGCCUGGUCAGUAACUGCACCGUGGUUCGUCGCAGCAAUAUUACGUGGUAUGAUACAUCAUCAACGCCAGACGUACUACCACUAGAAACUAACAGCAAUAAUGCUUUUCUACUCGUUUUUCAAGUCGCUGGUGGGGAAGGACGUGGUGGUGGAGCUCAAAAACGACUUGAGCAUUUGUGGAACACUGCAUUCUGUUGACCAGUAUCUGAACAUUAAGCUCACAGACAUCAGUGUCACGGAUCCAGAGAAAUAUCCACACAUGCUGUCUGUGAAAAAUUGUUUCAUCCGUGGAUCCGUGGUCCGGUACGUUCAGCUACCCGCAGACGAAGUGGACACGCAGCUACUGCAAGACGCUGCACGGAAAGAAGCAAUGCAGCAGAAGCAGUGAUUUACCUGUAGGGUGGGGAUGGGGGGGGACUUUUGUGAGUUGUUAAAAGGUAGUUCAAGUUUUGAGUUAAGCUCAUUUAAGGAUGAUGAGUACAGCUUGUGCAGCUCUUAAUUAAGCAGUAUUGGUCAGUAGAUUCUACUCUUUCACAGAAAAUUUAAUUGUGUUCUACUAUUAGUGAUCAAUAAUUAUAAAAAUGUAAUUAUUGGAAACAUUCUUUAAGUCACAGACUGUAAAGGAGGCGUUGGCUGAUACUGUCUUUUGUUUAAAAGAAGUGGAACUACAACUUGUUAAUUUUUGACUUUUUAUGCAGCUUCAAAAUAAAAAGAUAUUUUAGUUUUGUUCAAGUUGUUCUCUGCUUGAGCAAAGAUUUAUGUUUGGGUGUUUAACGUUAACAGGACUUGAAUAGGUUUUAUGGCUAUGAUUACAGAAGAUGUUAUUUUGUAAAUGACUGCAUUUAUGGGAAAUAAAGAUUGAAAUCCCAUGGCCUUAU
Molecule: messenger RNA, 883 nt
Organism: Monopterus albus (swamp eel)
Lineage: Eukaryota; Metazoa; Chordata; Actinopteri; Synbranchiformes; Synbranchidae
Gene: lsm2
Product: smx5
Exons: 5
Coding region: 106-393 (95 amino acids)
Biological process (GO): mRNA splicing, via spliceosome
Cellular component (GO): Lsm1-7-Pat1 complex; P-body; catalytic step 2 spliceosome
Molecular function (GO): RNA binding
Source: RefSeq, a predicted model, not a curated record